Messenger RNA from Physella acuta, 1355 nucleotides. Its product is annotated as Fanconi anemia core complex-associated protein 24. Gene Ontology annotation, molecular function: chromatin binding. The record is from RefSeq and is a predicted model, not a curated record. Gene Ontology annotation, biological process: interstrand cross-link repair. Gene Ontology annotation, cellular component: Fanconi anaemia nuclear complex. Lineage: Eukaryota; Metazoa; Mollusca; Gastropoda; Physidae.
GCCUUCUACUCUUACGUAAUAUGUAUGUACUUUUAAGUAGUAUACUAUUUAGGCAUACUUUAGUGUGUAGGCGUACACUUAAUGACUAAUAACAUAAAAAAUGUACUGUAAAUAGUAUUAACUAUUAAAAUUUAAAAUGCUAUCUGUUCUAUAAAUGCUUUGUAAUCACAUCUAAAAUAUUAAUAAGUUAAAAUUAAUGAAAAUCUAGAAAAUCUGGAAUGUUGCCAGUUUGUAAUGCAGAGACUACAUCAAGAAAAAAAAAAGAUGUCUUGAUUUAAAAUUAAAAUAUAAAAAUAAAAAAAAAGCAAAGGAAACCAGAAAUUAUAUUAAAAAUCAUGAACUGCACACAGACUACUGCUAUCAAAGUUCCUGUUGGGCACAUUUUAGUGAAUUCUAGAUGGUCCAGAAGUGAUAUAGCUAGUGCUUUACAGGCUACCAUACCAGUGCAUACUGAGCAGACAACAAGUGCAGUAGAUUUUUACCCCUCUUGUAAUACAGGGGUAGUGUACAUCUCUGAGGCAGACAUUAUUGAAGGAUGUGCAUAUAAAAGAAAAGUUGCAAGAUUGCGAAAGGCAAAAAAUCUACAUGGUAUAGUAAUUGUGGAGAAAACACUGACAUCAUCACAGUACUUCCAUGACAUCCAAAAAUUCUGUGUUACUGAACUUGGCCUUGACCUUAUCCCAGUGAGCAAUCAAAAGGAAGCUGCCAGCUUUUUGAUUCAGUUGGUUUGUAUGGAAAGUCACCUGGACAACAACCCCUACAUGAAACCUUCAGCAGCCCAUUGCAAAGAUCCAGCUGUACUAACCACUCUCACAUCAUGUCCUGGGUUGGGCAGCACUAGAGCAACAGCUUUGUUAGAAAAAUAUCCAAGUAUUAAUGCAGUAUGUAAGGCUACAAUACAGGAGCUAUCUGCAGUCAUAGGAAAAGCCAGUGCCUCCAAGCUGUACACUUUUCUACAUGAUCCUACUCAACAAAAAUAAAGAAUGUUACAAGAAAUUCAUGUUUCUGACCUUAUCAUUUUUAAAGCAAACUUGUGCCAAGUAGAAAAGUCUUGCCACACAUAGAUAUCAACAUAAUGUUAGCUACAAAAUAUUAGUCUGAUAUCUCUUUAUAAAAAUAAACUAGACGUUUAUUUAGCAAACUUUAAGAUGCCAGCCUAUUGUAUAAAAACAUGGAUUAGGUUCCUUUAAAACUAGUAGGCCUAUGUUUAUUUAGCAGACAUCUGGUGUUUGCUCCCUUUAUCCAAUCAUUCUUUUAUUAAAUUUAUUUACCCUAGGUCCAUAUGCUCAGCCUCUUUCCCUAUUUAUUAUACUACAUAUCUGUUUGUAUUCGAAAAAUUAAAUAUAAUUUUAUUU